This is a messenger RNA of Cucurbitaria berberidis CBS 394.84, 1341 nucleotides long. RefSeq lists its product as uncharacterized. The record is from RefSeq and is a predicted model, not a curated record. The transcript has 3 exons. Gene Ontology annotation, cellular component: plasma membrane. Bases 1 to 1341 code for a protein of 446 amino acids. Lineage: Eukaryota; Fungi; Ascomycota; Dothideomycetes; Pleosporales; Cucurbitariaceae. Gene Ontology annotation, molecular function: sulfite transmembrane transporter activity. Gene Ontology annotation, biological process: transmembrane transport; sulfite transmembrane transport.
AUGGAUGACUACGAACUCGACCGAAUAGCCUCGGACAACCCAGCUUUGACCGCGCCCACAGCGCAGGGCGUGCCAAUCAAUCGCCACAGAUCCAAUGGCUGGACGAAAGCGUCUGCAAGUCAACCUGAAGACUCACAACAUGCCGAAACUCCCGAGAACCUGACCAAAUACGAAGUUGGCUGGCGUAGGAUCGUCAGGAACUUUUCGCCAUCAUGGUUCUCAGUCACUAUGGGCACGGGGAUUGUCUCGUUACUUCUCGUCGCUAUUCCCUUCAAGGCAAACUGGCUCUAUUGGCUCGCAGUAGUCUUCCUGGGACUCAACACCAUUCUAUUCACUUGUGCUUUCUCCAUUUCCGUCUUUCGAUAUGCUGUCUAUCCUGAGAUCUGGACAGUUAUGAUCGCCGAUAGUGUGAACUCGCUGUUUCUGGGAACAAUUCCCAUGGGCUUCGCUACGCUAAUCUCAGCAUGGUGCUCCGUAUGCAUUCCAUAUUGGGGGUCUUGGGCGGUUACUUUCGCCUGGGUUUGCUGGAUCAUUGACGCUGUGGUUGCUGUAGCUGUCACUAUCUCUCUGUCCGUCCUGUUGAUAUCGGCGUCACAGCGACAGGCUCUCGAUCGCAUAACCGCAGCUCAAUUGUUGCCAAUCGCUGCAUCCAUUGUCGCUGCUGGUACUGGUGCCAGGGUCGCUGAACAUCUUCCAGACCCGGAGAAGGCCCUUGGCACGUUACUUGCAUCCUACAUCAUGUGGGGCAUGUCGACACCGCUGGCAAUGACGGUAAUAGUCAUGUACUAUACGCGUCUCGCUCUUCACAAGCUGCCUCCUCGAGAAAUUGUCGUCUCCUCCUUUCUACCAUUGGGUCCAUUAGGCAUGGGUGGUUACUCUAUCACGUAUCUUGGCAACGUUUCCCGCCGCGUCUUCCCCCAGACCGAAUUCUUCUCCGAGAUGCCGGUUGCUGGCGACAUGUUCUUUGUUCUUGGUAUUUUCAUCGCACUCAUAAUGUGGGCCUUCGGUCUCACCUGGCUAUGCUUCGCACUCGCAUCUAUUUACAAAGCACGGCCGUUCCCCUUUAACAUGGGUUGGUGGGGCUUUACAUUUCCGCUUGGAGUUAUGGCACUUAGUACCAUUCAGUUUGGAACUAUAUUUCCAAGCCUAUUCUUCAAAGUCCUUGGGACGAUUUUUGCAGUUGCUGUCAUACUGCUUUGGUGCGUGGUAGCUGCCGGAACGGCCAGGGGUGCUUGGAAUGGCAGGCUGUUCAAUGCACCCUGUCUCAAGAAUUUACCGAAGAAAGAAGACAAAGAAGAGCUAGAUGAGGCUGAGAAAGAGAAAGGUAUGCCUCGGGGUUGA